Molecule: messenger RNA, 759 nt
Organism: Helianthus annuus (common sunflower)
Lineage: Eukaryota; Viridiplantae; Streptophyta; Magnoliopsida; Asterales; Asteraceae
Exons: 1
Coding region: 1-759 (252 amino acids)
Source: RefSeq, a predicted model, not a curated record
AUGAUUAAUGCUAUCAACCAGGCUGUUGCUGGGUUGCUUCCAAACCUUGUUGCCCAAACAGCUGAGGCUGUUAUUCAACAAACUCGUCAUCCCGAACGCACUAACACUAAUCCAACCUCUGGUGGAAAUACCACGAACAAUAUUACUUAUAGUAUAGACAUAUGGAUUAGUAAAUUCCAAAAACAAAAGCCGAAAUCCUUUAGUCACGCUACUAAUCCAGUCGAAGCAAGAAAUUGGAUAGCUCACAUUGAAAAGAUCUUCGGAGUUCUUGGAGUUCCAGAGCAAUACAAAGUUAGACUGGCUACCUACAAAUUUGAAGAUGACGCACUAACUUGGUGGGAAGGAUAUAAGCAAGUCAAAGGAGGGGAUGAUUUUGACGCUAAUCUUUCAUGGGUCGACUUUCGUAAUAUCUUUUACGACAAGUAUUUUUCGACCGCUGAUAAAGAAGCUUAUAUCAGGGAGUAUGCAGUGAUUCGACAGGGGAGUGAUGAACCAGCCUCUGAGUUCAUUACUCGAUUUUCAAGGUUGGCUAGUAUUGUAGGAGAUGUUGCAGGAUCAGCAGAAGUCCAGGCAGAAAAAUGCAAGUGGGCAGUUAAUGAUCGAAUUCGGAAAUCGAUCAUGUACAUGAAAUUUAAGGAUGUCACCGAAGUUGCUGAUGCAAUCAAAACUUUUGAGUUCGAAAGGAAAGAAUUUUUAUCCCGAACUGGGGAUAAUAAGAAGAGAAAUAGGGAAGGCCAAUUUAAGCAGGAAAUCGGCUAA